Molecule: messenger RNA, 1630 nt
Organism: Dunckerocampus dactyliophorus (ringed pipefish)
Lineage: Eukaryota; Metazoa; Chordata; Actinopteri; Syngnathiformes; Syngnathidae
Gene: rtbdn
Product: retbindin
Exons: 6
Coding region: 153-992 (279 amino acids)
Cellular component (GO): external side of plasma membrane
Molecular function (GO): signaling receptor activity; riboflavin binding; riboflavin transmembrane transporter activity
Source: RefSeq, a predicted model, not a curated record
UCAUAUAAACCAGACACAAUCAAGAAGCGGCCCCAGGCAGGCAGCAGAGAUUCCAGCCAGCACAAGGGGAGGAGACUGGAGCAUCGUUCACUGCAAACUGCUUGCUGGAGGAAAAACUGAGGAAACUGAUCCAUUAAAGCCUAACUACAGACAUGAUCGUCUCCCCGCACGCUAUUCUGUUGAUAUGUGCAUAUUGGACAACUGCGCUGAUUGGUGGAAUCAGUUCGGAGGGGGUGUGUCUUCAAGAUGGCAAGCACAAGGCCGUGCCGAGCCCAGAGCCUCAUCUGAAGGAGUGUUCGCUCUAUGCAGACAAUAGCUGCUGCACACAGGAACACAUCCAAGACAUUUCCCAUGCUCCCUCUGCCAGCAAUCAGAAUGAACCAUGGGACAAGUGUGGGCCGCUCAGCUCUGCGUGUGAAGGCUUCCUGAAGCGUGUGUCGUGCUUCUACCGGUGCUCCCCAGAUGCUGCCCGCUGGCCUCAUCCCCAUCUGCACUCCUCCAUCCAGGCCGUGCCGCUCUGCCACAGCUUCUGUCGUGAUUGGUUUGACGCAUGCAGGACAGACCUGACCUGUGCUCGUAAUUGGGCAAGAGACCCCAGAGGACAGAACUGCACUGGAACCUGUGUUCAGUAUCAGCAGAUGUAUCAGCAUGGCCGAGACCUGUGUGAGAGCCUGUGGGGUGACGCCUUCAUGACAGUGGAGGAUGCGUCUCAGGAGGCGGCAGAGGCCGGAGACAACGGCAGCAUCGGCGGCGGUCACCCGUGCGGCUGCCUCACCCUGAGUCCUUCCGACAAAGAUGUCAUCUCCGCCCUCCGAGCCCAGCAGGACAACCCAGAGGAGCUGGAUAGCACCAAGACUGGCCUGCCUGCGUAUGCAUCGCCCUGCCAGGCCAAGCUGCCCCCUCAAACAAGGAGCAGCAGGAAGGGGAACUCAGUCCUGCGCAAGCGCUCCAUCAUAGUGGAUGACGGGGAAGGCAGCGGAAGUGGCUUGUAGAGAGAUGCAAUUGUAAAUGUAUUUAGAGGUACAGUAACUGUUUAGAUUAUACAACAUGUGGAGUUUCAACCUCCGACUACUAACUUGGCCAGCUAUCAUUAUCGUAUUUCAAGCAUGAUGAGACAAACCUCCAUAAAUGUUGCUCGUCAAAUCAAAGCUUUGUAAGCGGACACAGUUUGCAUUGUGAACUUUGACACCCGGCUUCUUUUCACCAUCGCCAAGGUGACGUCAGUCCGUGCUGUUGUCAGGUGUGACAAACUUAUUGUGAUGCCGUCCUGUGCAGUGUGUUUGCCAUAGAGGAGACCUUAAUGAUUAAAAUGAAUGUAUCUGCUUUGUUUGGGACAGGAAGGAUCUGGUAUGAUAAUGACGCUGGAAAGAUAUGCUUAAUACCUGAAGGAAGGUUUAAUAUUCAGAGGCAAGCUGUGCUUAUCAGCUGUAGACUAAAUCCGCAGAAAAAAAGCUAGAUACUGCCGUUCUGGUAGCUUGGUCCUCGUGUUUUAUUAGAAUUACAUUAAGGAGCAACAUUUUUAGGUGAGAUUAGAUGUGAACGUUUUUUAAAAAGGGAAAAGUUCCUGAAUAUGGAUGUUUUUUCUGUGUUAUUGUUUUACAUUCCCAAUAAAGAAAACUGUCUAAAUGUC